Messenger RNA from Cladophialophora immunda, 2288 nucleotides. RefSeq lists its product as uncharacterized. The coding region runs from base 92 to 1804 and encodes 570 amino acids. Lineage: Eukaryota; Fungi; Ascomycota; Eurotiomycetes; Chaetothyriales; Herpotrichiellaceae. The transcript is spliced from 4 exons. The record is from RefSeq and is a predicted model, not a curated record.
CCAGUUUGAGUAGCAGUGCAUGGUCGGCUCUGUCGACACUCCUAUAAGGUUAUCAUCCCGCGCCAGAUGAUAGCACUUGCGCCUCAAAUCGAUGACCAAGACAGCCAUUUCCACGAUGGCUGGGAAUGAGAAAUCUAGAUUUCUGUUUGUGGUCUCGACUCCCCGGCAGCUCGAUCAGGGCUCCUUGAAGAAAAAUCAGGCCGCCGCCAGAGCCCAUGCUGCUAAAGUCUCUCACCCAUCGACUCGAGCACAAUCCAGCUCAAAACAGCAGCAAUCAGGGCAUCAAGUCUUUGCUUUAAAGAGCCCCCUCGAAGACCCGUCGGCUUCCAGCGAUCGUGAACUUGAUGAACAGUAUCUAGCAGCCUCUGUCUCGACAGACAGACCAGCUAUCCCCCCAACUUCGAGAGCACAACCUUCCUUUCGCCAAAGCAGAUCACGAACCGUACGAGCUCACCCGAAACCUCGACGUCUUCGUGCUUCGCGUCAGCCAGGUGGUAGACCUCGAGAAAAUAAACCGGAUCCUAGAGCUGCAAAACCAUGUCCUCCAGCUUUGAGCGUCGAUCCGCUAUAUUGGCUCCCAUACGAUAAAGAUGAAAACGCAUACCAGGCCGUGGAUUACUUCGCCAAUAUCGCAGCACCUGCCCUUCGUCCUGUCUACGAAAUAUUCAACAUCACCAGUGUCUAUACUUCGCUAUUCCUCGAGUGCAUUACCGACAGCGAAAGCUUUUAUCAUGCAGGUGUUGCCAGGCUGUGCGCCACUGCGGACCUGUUAAGAAAUCCUAGAAGCAAGCCUGCCUUGUCAGUUCUGUUACAUCAAGCAAAAGCAAUUACCCACCUUCGGCAUGAGAUUGAGAGGGCAACACAACCCACCAAUAUGAUGUUGGCUACCAUUCUGUUUCUCAUUGCUAUCGAUAUAGCAAUUGGUCAGGGGUCAUCAGCAGACAUGCACCGAAUUAAUCUUGCUCGGUUGGUAAAGGCUCGGGGAGGGUUGGACGCCCUUGGCCGCGACGGUUUCGAAAAGGCGACAUUUAUGCAGUUCGACAACAUGUAUGCUCUCGAGCGAGGGCCGAGCAUUCUCGUGUCUUUACAACGCUACCGACCCAGAUAUCCUCCGUUCCCCCUUUCGCCGCGGCUUAUAAAGAUUAUCAGCGCUUUCCCAGACGGCUUCCGAUGCUUAGUCCAUCACCGCCUGCUGCCCCUCGACGUGAUCGAGCUACUCUUUCGCAUCAGCGCCACCGUUCGUCGUUGUGCCGACAGCAACACCUACGUGCCUUUCAAUACAGCUGAAAACCCUUUCCAUUCGAAGCGCCGCAAAUACGACUCUUUCAGCGACGCGUGCCCUUGGCUUUUUGCACCUGAGGAUAAGGUGCACCCCUUGCUCAAACCUUUGACCAUGGCCAUGGUUCUCUGGUGCUGCAAUGCAUACUCCACGAUCCGCGCCUCCACUGUCGUAUAUGCUGGCUUUCUCCGCGCUCUGACGAUGCUCCUGUUGCGGUCACCCAUCAUGCCGAUGCCUCCUACAGGUUCGCAAACAGAUUUCGUGGUAGCUGCUGACGAAGAGGAUUGCACAAUAUGGAUUUGGAUGGUGGCUCUAGAUUCUUGGAUGCCAGAUGGGGCCAGGAAUUUACAUCCUUUGGGGAAAGGGCUAUUUGCACGUUUCAAAGCCCGCUUUCCGCAAGCGGCAGCCGACCUUGACGUUCGCGAUGCCGUACUGAGGAGGUUUUUUUGGACCAAUGAUCUCAGGACCAGAGUGAAGACACUAUGGAACGAGACAGCAGACUCAGCGAAGAGUCCACACUCGUGACAAGAACAUCUUCUAGCGUCCCUUUGCGACAACAACGAGGGUGAAGGGGCAGAGGCAUGUUCUACAUGAGACUGAAGCAUAACAGUGAUACUUACAAACCGAUCUCGCCGACAUUUAUACCAAACGGCAAAUUAUCCAUCUUGUCUUGGCACAGAAUCUUAGGAUUUGUUGUCCGAAACCAACCCGCCUGCUUUUUCGUCCACUUCUCAGCACUGGUUUGCGCAUUGGAUAAGUUGGCCUCUAAAAGGGUCUGCAAAGGUGACAAGAUCCUGUCAGAGGUAUGUACGAUCCACCUGAACGCCCUUUAACAUUGCUCAGCACGAAAUCAUGAUUGAGCAACCGCGGAGGGGGCCAAGGUUAUUUUCUCUUUCGUUCUUUACUAUCGGUCCUGCGGCGCUUAAAUUCUAGAGAAUAUGUGACCUGCGCAUUUGGAUUCCGCGUGUAACAGGAGAUCUAUUCAAUCGGGCAGGGAUUCUGAUUUUCG